Aspergillus clavatus NRRL 1 is the source of this 981-nucleotide messenger RNA. RefSeq names its product endo alpha-1,4 polygalactosaminidase. The record is from RefSeq and is a predicted model, not a curated record. Bases 1 to 981 code for a protein of 326 amino acids. Lineage: Eukaryota; Fungi; Ascomycota; Eurotiomycetes; Eurotiales; Aspergillaceae. The transcript has a single exon.
AUGACGCAGUCCUUUGAUAAAGGCCAGUCGGCCAGCGGCUGGAAAUCCUGGUCCACUAAGAAGAAGAUCUUUGUCCUCGCGCUCGUCCUCCUGGUCGUCGUCGCUCUCGCCGUCGGUCUCGGAGUAGGUUUAGGUGUCGGCCUGAAUCACGGCGGGGGUGACAAUGAAGGAUCCGGCAGCGGCGGCGGCGGCGGCGGCGGCAACACCACCACCACCCCGCCCGAGAGCAACUCCACGACGGCCAAAUGGCAGCCCGCGGUGGGCACGACCUGGCAGAUCGAGCUGCUGUAUCCGCUCAACGACACCUCGGUGAACGUCGACGUCUACGAUAUUGACCUGUUCAACAACGACAAGUCGACAAUCAAGGCGCUGCAGGAUGCCGGCCGCAAGGUCAUCUGCUACUUCUCGGCGGGCAGCUACGAGAACUGGCGGCCGGACAAGGGCCGCUUCAAGCCGGCCGAUCUGGGCAAGGAUCUGGACGGCUGGGAGGGCGAGAAAUGGCUGAACCUCAGCUCGGCGAACGUGCGGCAGAUCAUGCUGGACCGGCUGGACAUGGCGCGCGACAAGGGCUGUGAUGGCGUGGACCCGGACAACGUGGACGGCUACGACAACGAGAACGGGCUGGAUCUGACCGAGGCGGACUCGAUCGACUUUGUAAACUUCCUGGCCAACGCGGCGCACGCGCGCAACAUGUCAGUCGGGCUGAAGAACGCGGGCGCGAUCAUCAAGUCCGUCAUCACGAACAUGCAGUGGAGCGUCAACGAGCAGUGCGCCCAGUACAGCGAGUGUGACACAUACGCCGUGUUCCCGGAGAACGGCAAGCCUGUGUUCCACAUCGAGUAUCCCAAGGGUGCGGACACGAACAAUGGCCUCUCGGUGACGACGAAGCAGAAGGAUGCGGCCUGUCAGUUUGCCGACUCGGGCAACUUUUCGACCGUGAUCAAGAACAUGGACCUGGACAAUUGGAUCCAGAUGUGUUAG